This is a messenger RNA of Tupaia belangeri chinensis (Chinese tree shrew), 681 nucleotides long. RefSeq lists its product as uncharacterized. The record is from RefSeq and is a predicted model, not a curated record. Lineage: Eukaryota; Metazoa; Chordata; Mammalia; Scandentia; Tupaiidae. The transcript is spliced from 4 exons. Bases 1 to 681 code for a protein of 226 amino acids.
AUGAACCAAAGAAAAGGGGGCAAAUGUCAUCCUGACAAGUAUGAGGCAGUAUCUCUUUGUGCUAGCUCAUUUCUCUAUAAUGAUUGGAACAUUGAGCACUCUCCUUAUAUGUCUGUCUGCCAUUCAUAUUUAUUCUUUGGAAAAUGUCUAGGCUGGGUAAACUCGCCCACCACUCUGUCAGUGUGCUUGUGGCUGCACUGUCUCCAGAAAAGACUUCCAGAAAAGAGCUGCCUGUCUCCUCACAGCUCAGACAUGAAGCUCAGCCUUAUCUUAGUGCUUGUGGUGGUUUUCAGACUCAGAGGAUCAAGGGCCCAGACAGUGACUCAGCCGGAGGACCACCUCUCUGUCUUGGAAGGGGACCCCGUGCAGGUGAAGUGCAACUACUCCUAUUCUGGGAGUCCUGUGCUCUUCUGGUAUGUGCAGUACCCAAACACGGGUCUCCAGUUACUCCUGAAGCACAUCUCAGGAGAAAGCACCAAGGGCUUCACGGCUCAUCUUAACAAGGGAGAGGCGUCCUUCCAUCUGAAGAAAUCAACAGCUCAGGAAGAAGACUCGGCCACGUAUUACUGUGCUCUGAGUGGCACAGCAGCUGGUUUUGCAAAGGAAGCAGAGCACAAACCCUUUAGGACUUGUAGAGAAUGUUUCCUCUAUAUGGGCACAGAUUCUAGCCACCGACAUUGA